Molecule: messenger RNA, 774 nt
Organism: Daphnia carinata
Lineage: Eukaryota; Metazoa; Arthropoda; Branchiopoda; Diplostraca; Daphniidae
Product: apolipoprotein D-like
Exons: 5
Coding region: 61-636 (191 amino acids)
Molecular function (GO): pigment binding
Source: RefSeq, a predicted model, not a curated record
AGGUACGAGGCGAGUGUAGAAGCAAAACGUCGUCUCGCGAAAUCAAAACCAACAAGAAAAAUGCUGAACCGUUCAAAGCUGUGGCUUUUCUUAGUAAUUGCAACGGGAUGCUAUCAAGCGCAGGUGAACGCUCAGGUGUUCUCAAUUGGACCUUGCCCAAGUGUCAACGUCGUCUCUAACCUUGAUAUUGAUCGAUACGUGGGCAAAUGGUACGAGAAUCGCAACUACUUUGCCAUCUUCCAGGCUGGACUCGAUUGCGUAACGGCGGAGUACGCGAAAGAGGGAGAUAAGGUCAGCGUGAAAAACGUCGGAAGAAAAAAAAUCAUUCGAACGCAAUCAACCGUAAUUGGAACAGCUCGCCAAUUAGAACCUCCCAAUGGCAAACUUGGAGUGACUUUUUCCGGUAUUCCAUUUGCACCGGCCGACGCACCUUAUUGGGUAUUGGGCACUGAUUACGAUAAAUAUGCCGUGGUAUGGAGCUGCACCAGUCGCGGAUUUUUCAAUUCACAAAUUGCUUGGAUUCUAACUCGUGAUCAAUUUCCGUCCACCACAACAAUCAACACCGCAUUGGCCGUGAUGGCGUCAAACGGAAUCGAUCAGAGCAAACUGCAGAUAACGAAUCAGAAAAAAUGCUGAUCGCGAAAUCUUAAUUCAUCGAUCAAUUCGCUAGCCAGUCAACAACGAGCCUAAAAAUCCCGCAUGGUUCUUGAAAAUUGCCCAAUUUUUAUUUGCAUUAUUUAAAAAAGAAAAAAAGUCGCUAUUUGAUUUAAUUAA